This is a messenger RNA of Ilex paraguariensis (yerba mate), 1046 nucleotides long. NCBI's taxonomy places the organism in Eukaryota, Viridiplantae, Streptophyta, Magnoliopsida, Aquifoliales, Aquifoliaceae. The record is from the annotation of a GenBank genome assembly.
UGCUUCACCAGGGCAAUUUUGUAGUUUCACAUGACUACAUUCAUAUUGUGUUUUUGGUGUUUUGUUGGUGAUCAGAAACUGAGGCAGUCAUGUGUGGGAAACAAACAAGCGAUCAUAUAUUCAUUUUGAGAGCUCUUCCUAUUUUUAAAGAGCUUCAGAGAGCCGAGCCUGCAGAUUGAAAGAUCGAGAGGAAAAAGAGUUAGGGAUAGAGAAAGGAAUCUGAAAGAUAAAAAAGAACGAAACCAUGGUUUCUGGGGAGCACAAGAGAGCCGCCCUUCAUGAGAAGCUGCAACUUCUUCGAUCCAUUACUAACUCUCAUGCAAAAAGCGAAACCUCCAUCAUAAUCGAUGCAUCAAAUUAUAUACAAGAACUGAAGCAGAAAGUUGAGCGACUCAAUCAAGAAACAGAAACAGUAAAAAAAUCUAGUGAGCAGACGUACUCAUGGCCUACGCUUACGGUGGAAACCCUAGAAAAGGGGUUUUUAGUGAACGUUUUCUCAGACAAAAACUGCCCCGGUCUGCUAGUCUUUAUAUUGGAAGCUUUUGAAGAACUGGGUCUUAAUGUAAUGGAAGCUAGGGUUUCUUGUUCAGCUAGCUUCCAGCUAGAAGCACUUGGAGGAGCAAAUGAAGAAAAUGGAGAAAACAUUAAUGACCAAGUGGUGAAACAAGCAAUUUCGCAGGCUGUCAAGAUCUGGAGUGAAAUUAGUGAGAAAGACUAAACUAUCCUAUGCCGAGGCAUUUCUCUGAUCUUUCUUCAUUUUCCCUGUUGUUGGAGUUAGGUCGGUAAUGUUGUCAAUCAAAGGAAUUGGCAAGUCUUCUACAAAGAAGUCUAUGAAGGAUCAAUGAUCCCAAUUUUAAAUCGAAGUCCAAGCAGUACAGUGGGAAACAACUCUGUGAGAGCUACGAAAGUCAUUAAUUUCAUGUAACAUCCAAAACAAUCGAAAAAAUCUCUGGUUAGUGUUGUUUUAUGUUGUAGUUAUAUUGAAAGACUUGCUAAAUAAAGUGCAUUAGUAUAAUCAUAUCUAUUCUGUCUUUUGAUAGGUGAAG